Molecule: messenger RNA, 2220 nt
Organism: Phytomonas sp. Hart1
Lineage: Eukaryota; Euglenozoa; Kinetoplastea; Trypanosomatida; Trypanosomatidae
Source: the annotation of a GenBank genome assembly
AUGGCUUCAAAUCAAAUUUUUCUCCAUAUUACUGGAGGGAGAACGGUAUGGGUUCCUGCCCACAAGGCUGCGCCCCACGAAAACAAGCCCGUUCAUAUUCUCGCCUCCGUAACGUCGAUGGAGCUCUCGCGGUCCUUCUACCUUUACGACUAUCCUGUUCAGGUUGUCGAGGAUCCUCGCCAAGCUGCGGUGAGCCCGAACUGCAAAACUGUCCAAGAUGUCAUCGUAGCCGUGAAUGAAUUCCGUCGGGCCUGCCAGGCGGACCACGAGUAUUUAUUCCAGCGUUGCUAUGACCCGAAGAAGCCGCACGCGGGGAUGCCAGCCUCACAGCCCAUCAGCGUCCAAAACCCCGUCGGGCAGACCGAUCUUCUCGCCCAACUUCUUCAACAACGCCAACAACAACAGCAGCAGCAGCAGCCAAUGAUCCCCAGUAGUCUGCUGAAUGCGGACGCCUCGAUGGACGGAGGGGCCGCGUCCUUGUCAACCUCGGUGGGUGGGGUCCUUGGCAGCAUGGGGGAUGCCAGCACCAACGGCGCUAAUCGCUAUAAUAACAGAGCCCAGGGCAAUUACAUGGAGAACUUUGGGAAUAAAAAUGCAAUGGGGGAUAAUAAAUCGAUGAUGAUGAUGCUUGGGGUUGGAAUGCCUUCGGCGACGCCGUCGUCCUUUAGCCCGACGACGAUGAUGUUAGGCGGGGUUACCAGCUCGAAUCCAACUCAUGGUAACUACAACGCGGCGAACAACCCCGGCAAUAUGUUCUUCCCGAAUAAUAUGAUUCCAUCGAUGAUGAUGAUGCCACAGGGUCCCUUUGGGCAUUCGAAUAGCCCGAACCCGGCUUCCUCGAACGGUACGAAUCGUGUAGGACCCUACAAUGGCGAAACGCGUCGAGAACCCGAACUAAUUGAGAUCAAAGUAAAGAUCCCGGACGAGAUCCUCCGUACGUACACCAACCCCUCCCAAACGUUGGUAUGUGCCACCAUGCCUGGGCCGCGCAUGACGGUGUGGUUACGCGAACACCCCGUCCCGGAGAACAAGAAGGACUUAAAAUAUGUAUUUUGUAAAGGCGGUAUUGUGUUGAUGUUAAAAGCCCAAGGCAGUGAGGUCAAAGACAGCAAACCGGUUGAACUCUUCCCGAAGCAGAUUUGUACUCACUUUCUAAUUCAUGGGUACUGCUCCAGGACGAAUUGCUUGCAUGAGCACCACUCAGAGGAGCAGCUGCGCAAAUUGAUCGCGGCCCGGCAUGUGGAGCUCAAGGCCAUGACGAAAAAGGAGCGGCACCAACUGAUUGAUAAGAUUUUGGAGAAGGAAAAGAACGGCCUUCGCGCCGCAGAGGAGGAGCGUGAGGCCCGGCUUCGUCAACGCCAAGGCCGUCUUCAGGCCAAAAACCAGCUAGAGCAGGGCCGAACCCGGCCCUCGCACGACAAUGACGAGACCGCCCUAACCCACCUCCAUGACGACACCCCCAAGCAACUGGACAACCUCAGCGACGACAGCAAUGACAACGGGGACCGGCAAGGGGCGCCCGGGGUUUCGGUCAAGGCCGCGAAUUCCUCGGAAAGUCAUGGGUUAACGCCUUUUACGGUGGGGAAGAAGCCUGGACAGGCCACCGCCGCGGGAGGGCUGCUGGCCCCCGCCUCCGGGAUCUCCAAAAGCGUGACGAACGUCACCAACCUCGGCGUCACCGACAGCGGCGAUGAGGACAGCUCCAGUGAUGCUAGCAGCAAUAGCAGCUCAUCCUCGUCGUCGUCGUCGCGGUCGCCUGCUCGAAGCGAAAGCGAAAAGGGCGAACCUGUGGAAAAGCCAAAGACCAAGCCCUCGCCCAAGGUGACGCCCGCCGUCAAAGACCUCAACGAAGUUGCCAAAUCCACAUCGCUUGAUGGCAACCCCGUGAAGGAGAUGGUCAAGAAAUCGACGGUGAUGAAAAUGGAGAAAACAGCGGCUAUCAGUGUCAACGCGGAGAAAGAGGAACCGGAGACCAAUGGGGUACCAAAGGCCAAGAGUGAAACUCCUACCGAACACAGCAAAGACGAGGAGGCAUCGGUGGAAGAACUUGAAUCCGAAGUGGAGGAGGAUGAAGAACAACUGACUGUAAAACGCAAUAAAAAGGCUACCAAAGCUGCUCCAAAAAAGUCACCCAACAAAAAGGCGAAAUCCGAACCGAAAAAGCGUGAGCGUCCAGCAAGUACUUCCAAAAAGGCACCUGUCAAACGAACGAAGAAAUAA